Dinoponera quadriceps is the source of this 3818-nucleotide messenger RNA. Its product is annotated as dyslexia-associated protein KIAA0319. The record is from RefSeq and is a predicted model, not a curated record. NCBI's taxonomy places the organism in Eukaryota, Metazoa, Arthropoda, Insecta, Hymenoptera, Formicidae. Bases 193 to 3069 code for a protein of 958 amino acids. Gene Ontology annotation, cellular component: plasma membrane; cytoplasmic vesicle. The transcript is spliced from 14 exons.
UUUCACCAGACGGAGAUCUCACAUUAGCCGAUCGCGUCGACGUGUCCUGCGUGUAUGUACGCGCGCUUUCAGUGGUAAUAACGAUUCCUCCGAGAUAACGCGCUGUCAGCUCAGAAAGAAAUUUGUGAAUUCUCUACCGUCGUGUUCCUUGGUGAAAUCUGGAUCUCCUUGUUGCUCUCCAUUGAAACAACCAUGAUCGGAGUAUAUCACCUUGGAUUGUAUUUGUUGUUAUUCGGGAGCUGCAUCGGCAAUUACGUCACGUGGGACCUGCAACUGUUAUGCUCGGACUUGUACCCACGGGUGUUCACGAGCUAUGUGCCUCGUGGCAACUUGACUGGCGGGAAGUUCACACAGCAGCCUCGUGUGUCCAACAUGCAGGACUGCGUCAUAACGUGCUGCAAGAAGUCCCUGUGCAACGUGGCGUUCAUGCACAACAGCACGUGUUACCAUAUAGAGUGUGAGAAUUCCAUGAUGUGCGUGCCGUUGUACAGGCCUGAUUUGGCGAACGACAAUCCACCCAGUAUGAUGCUGGUCAGACCUGUGGAGAACGACAAGAUGUGGAACGACUUGUUGGAUCAAAUCAAUGACGAUGCGGUCGGGACGUUGAGCACAGACGGCACCGAACAGGAUCAAAUACUGUUCAACGAGGCGAACAAGAACACUUGUAUGGAUCAGUCGAGCUGUUUGGAUAAUGAAAUCUGUAUGAAAGACAGGGACACCGAUGUCGGAACCUGUCGGUGUCCUCUAGGCUUCAGGCGGAAUAUCGCAGGCACUUGUACAAUGAUGGACGAGAUAGAGAAUACGGAGCUGGGUGUAACGUCGCAGCCGAAAGUCCAAACCAUGAAGGAUAUCAAUACAUCGGUGAAACCUACUGUGAAGCAACUGCUGGUCUCGGCGGUCUCCAAGGAAGUGAGAAUGCCGGAAAACGAAGUCACGCUGUCCGCGUACACUGUGCCCGCUGAACAGGGCAAUCAGCAUUAUAAUUACGCCUGGAGUCUGCUCAGUCAGCCGGAGGGGCAUACCGGGACGAUGACCGACCAGAAUCGCGUUACCGUGAAGCUGAGCAACCUGUCAGAAGGCUUGUACACUUUCAAGGUGGCUGUGAGCAGCCCGAACGCUUACGGAGAAGCCUACGCUAACGUCAGCGUUUUACCUCCGAAACGUCUCAACCAGGCGCCGAUCGCCAUCAUCUCCCCCGCCUCGCAGAUCGUCAAGUUGCCGAACACAGGGGCGGUCUUGGACGGCUCGAAUAGUAAGGACGACGAUCGCGUCGUCUCUUAUCACUGGGAACUGCAGCAAGGCCCGAUUGGAUAUCAGCCCAACCUUGUGGAUACACCCACGCUUCAACUAAAUAAUCUCAUUGCCGGCAAUUAUACAUUCAAGUUAACGGUGGAAGAUUCGGAUCACAUCACCAAUUGGACGAGCGCCAAUAUAACGGUCCUGAAAGUGACCGACUACCCACCCAGUGCGAACGCAGGCCAGGAUAUCAUCAUUUACCUACCUCAGAAUACACUGACGCUCAAUGGCAACUUGAGCACUGACGAUCGAGGCAUAGCGAGUUGGGAGUGGACUAAGAGCCCGUCCGAUCAGAAUAAAGCGGUGGAUAUGCAAAACACGAGAACGCCUUACUUACAACUGUCGAAUCUGGAGGAGGGAAUGUACACGUUUGUGCUGAAAGUGACGGAUAACUCCGAGCAAUCCUCGACGGCGGAAGUACACGUUUUCGUGAAGCCUCCGACAAACAAACCACCGAAGGCUGAUGCGGGUGACGAUGUAAGCAUCGCAUUGCCGUUGACGCGCGCUGUUCUAAAUGGUACAAGAAGUAAGGACGACAUAAAGAUCGUCUUGUACCAUUGGGAGCAAGUAAGCGGGCCUAACAACGCCGAAUUCGCCGCCGUGAAUGAGUCGGUUACGAAUAUCACGAAACUGACGAAGGGCGAUUACGUAUUCAAGCUGACCGUUGUCGAUGAUAACGGGAAUGUGGAUUCUGAUACCGUCGAUGUGAAGGUAACACAAAACAAAAAUGCGCCUCCGAAGGCGAACGCUGGUGGCGAUCAGAUUGUGACGGCACCGAUCAGCGUGUUGAUCAUCAAUGGCUCGCAGUCGAGUGACGACUUGAAGAUAGGACAGUGGUUGUGGACCAGAGAUCAGUCUAGCCUUGCAAUUGGCACCAUAGUUCAGAACACGGACGAAUCACCGGUCUUGAUAUUAACCGACGUGGUCGCCGGUAGAUAUGUUUUUCGGCUGAAAGUAACGGACGACCAGGGCCUCAGCAGCGAAGAUACCGUGUCGGUGAUCGUGAAACCUGAUCCACAAUUGUUGCAUCUGGUAGAAUUAACGCUGAACAUCGGAGCCGGUAUGCUAACCGCGUCGCAGAAGAAUUCGCUGGUGGUGAAACUGCAGAUGUUGUUGCGAGACGAAGCUUCGAUCGUCGUGCGCAAUUUGAGGGCCGAACCGCACACCGGGAAGGCUGUCUUGGUGUUUUACGUGGAAAAGAAAGGAGGGAAGACAGCGUUGCCGGGUCCGGAAGUGGUCAAAAGACUGAAGGAGAAAUUGCUUCAAGACUCUGGUCUUUUGCAGCUGUCGGUUGCUAAUAUCGACACUGCUGUAUGCCAGAACAAUUGUUCAGGUCACGGCGUGUGUGAUCAGGAAACGAGGCAGUGUAUGUGCGAGGCAUUCUGGAUGCAGAACUUGAUACAGAAGUAUUUUGGCAACGGAGACUCCAAUUGCGAUUGGAGCAUUCUGUACGUGAUAAUAGCACUGCUAUUGUUGGUCGUCUGUUGGGUCGGACUUAUUUGGGGAUUCGUUUGCCUGUGUCAGAGGAUAUGUGCCGGCAAAAGGCGCUCGCUUCGGCCUAAGAAGAAACCAGCGCGUUAUUCUCUCCUGCAACCGGAGCCGGAAGACGACAGCAGUGCAUUUUCGACUCACAACAAGAUGGUGCUGUCGGAGUCUGAUACCGACUCUGACGACGUCCUGUUCGAGCACCGUAAGAGUAAGAACGGUAAUCACAUAAGAAAUGGCAAAUCUCGAAAUGGAUUCAUCAAGAUCGGCCCUCGAGUGAAAACAUGAGGUAGUAAGUUUACGAUUCAUGUUGCGAUACGUCUCGGAUUCUUCUCGGCUAAAUAUUACUAGACUUAUUGGAAGCGUUGAGUGUUUGAAGUUUGGCAAGUUUAAUUGUUUGAGAAGUCCUCCCCUCUCUCGAAUAUAUCGACAGCCCGUGCAACUAGAGAAAAUAAAAGGUGAGUUGGAAUCGAGGUGUCACUCACUCCGAUUUUGCAUAUUCCACAGAUUUCGCGGCGACGGCGCAACGAUAAAUAUAGCGCACAGUUGUGUGUAAGUUUGGCCAAACUUAAAGUACUAGUCAUGGAGAGUGUAAGUCGAAUUGUGUACCUUGCGAGAACGAUACGAUUCCUCAGAGAUUGGUUAACAAUGUUCUAAAAGAGGUAGAUAUAUUAAGUAUUGUUUAUUGAUACACGAGAACGACAACAGUAUCAUAUACACACACACACAACAUAUACAUUCUACGUCAUACAAGUUACUUAAUUUAUCUUAAGCAUUAGUUUUAUCUCCUGUGUACUUUUAUCACGUGAUUCACUGGCUGUGCCAGUGAUCGGUGACGCGAUUGCAAACGUCGCAUCGAACUAUUUGAGAGCUUGUAUUAUUACGGCCUUAGAAAGUAUUUAAAUUAAUACCGAUAUGUAUAGUAAACACUCUAUCACGUCUGUAUGUCAUUUACAUGUACUGCUUACUCUUUAAUAUGUACAUUGUCUAUCUUAUUUUUACACUCUAUGGAUACUGAAUAAAAUUUGCUAUCCAUG